Manduca sexta (tobacco hornworm) is the source of this 3064-nucleotide messenger RNA. It is a transcript of the gene E(z), whose product is annotated as histone-lysine N-methyltransferase E(z). Lineage: Eukaryota; Metazoa; Arthropoda; Insecta; Lepidoptera; Sphingidae. The record is from RefSeq and is a predicted model, not a curated record. Gene Ontology annotation, biological process: chromatin remodeling. Gene Ontology annotation, molecular function: histone H3K27 methyltransferase activity; protein binding.
UGUGACUGUUGUAAAGUUUGCAAUGCAAACCGGCCCGCGGGCUAAAAAUUUUCUCUUGUUUGAUUUGUGCUGUUUGGUAUUUCUGUCUUUAUUGAGUUUUAUAAACCGUUAUUUUCCAUUAUAAUAACUGGUUAUUAUACUUGAGCGUAUAAAUUUGCUAAUGAGUAAGUCGAAAGUUUCAGCGGAAUGGAAGAAGCGUGUGAAAUCAGAGUACAUGAGACUCCGCCAAGUAAAGCGGUUCAAACGUGCAGACGAAGUGAAAGUAGCCUGGGCACGUAAUUUAAGAAUAAUGUCAGAGGCUAUAGAGACAAGAGAGACUGAGACUUCGGACCGCAAUAAAAGACUUUGGCCUCCUCCGGCACCUACUUCCAGCCAUGAGAGUCUUAUGAAACGAGCAGAAGUUAGCUACACUGACGCUUCUGGUGUAGUCACAACUCAGCAAGUACCAAUACGUAUAAUAAAUUCAGUCAAUCCGAUACCCACAAUGUACACCUGGGCGCCGACACAGAAGAAUUUCAUGGUGGAAGAUGAGACGGUACUGCACAACAUCCCAUAUAUGGGCGAUGAGGUCCUGGACCAGGACGGUACAUUCAUCGAGGAGCUAAUAAAGAACUACGACGGGAAAGUGCAUGGUGACAAGGAAGGCGGGUUCAUUGACGACCAGCUGUUCGUGGAUUUAGUACAUGCGUUGAUGACCUAUCAGACCAAGGAGGAGGUCGCCGAGGAGCGCAAGGACCGGGAGGCGCGCAACUCCAAGGAUGAUAAGGAGAAGGAAGGCACAAAAGAACAAAAGGAUAAAGAGAAAGACAAAGAAGAGAACAAAGAUGGUGAAAAGAAACAAAUCAAUGACAAACAGUUCCCCAUAUUCAUCAUAUUCCAAGCCAUCAGCUCACAGUUUCCUGAUAAAGGGACUGCACAGGAGUUGAGAGAGAAGUACAUCGAGCUAACGUCCCGCAGCGACCCGAACGCGUUGCCGCCGGAGUGCACGCCCAAUAUCGACGGGCCGCUCGCCGAGUCGGUCUCCCGCGACCAAACCAUGCACUCCUUCCACACGCUCUUCUGCCGCCGCUGCUUCAAGUACGACUGCUUCCUCCAUCGUUUGCAAGCGUGCCACCCGCGGCCCAAUCUGUGCAAACGGAAGGGGCCCGACUUGAAGUCCUUCUCGGAACCGUGUGGGUCCAGUUGUUAUAUGCUGUUGGAAGGAAUGCGUGAGAAACUGGCCCGAGAGAAGGCAGCCGGUGAAGAGGACAAGGGGAAGAGCCACGCCAUCGACUCGCCAAACGACGCAUCAUCGGAAGACAGCAAUGAUAGUAAUCGAUUUCAGAAAGGAAGCAACAGUAACUCGAGCAACAGCAACUGGAGUACUAACGGCGCGAACGCCAAGCCCGCCGGAGAAGAGUCAGCCGAGCCCGCCUACAAUGCACUGGGUCUGUCCGUCGGCGACAUCGAGUCGGAGUGGACCGGCUCGGACCAGUCGCUGUUUAGAGCUCUACACAAGGUGUUCCCCUCCAAUUACUGCGCCAUAGCUCAGCUUAUGCUAUCCAAGACUUGUCAACAGGUUUACACAUAUUGGAUCAACACUGGCCAAGAGGAGUGUCGGGUGGAAGCUGAGCUGACUCCUCCGCGCAAGAAGAAGAAGAAGCAUAGGCUGUGGUCCGUGCACUGCCGCAAGAUACAGCUCAAGAAGGACUCCGCCUCGCACCACGUAUAUAACUACACCCCGUGCGACCAUCCGAACCAACCUUGUGACAGCAUGUGUCCAUGUCUACAGUCACAGAACUUCUGCGAGAAGUUCUGUCAGUGCAGCAGUGAUUGUCAGAACCGAUUCCCGGGUUGCCGGUGCAAGGCGCAGUGCAACACGAAGCAGUGCCCGUGCUACCUGGGCGUGCGCGAGUGCGACCCCGACCUGUGCACGGCGUGUGGCGCCGACGCGCUGCCGCCGCCGCCGCCCGCGGCCGUCUACUGCAAGAACGUCUCCGUGCAGAGAGGUCUACACAAGCACCUGCUCCUCGCGCCAUCUGACGUGGCCGGCUGGGGGAUCUUCCUGAAGGACGCGGCGCAUAAGAACGAGUUCAUCUCGGAGUACUGCGGCGAGAUCAUAUCGCAAGACGAGGCGGACCGCCGCGGGAAGGUGUACGAUAAGUACAUGUGCUCCUUCCUCUUCAAUCUUAACAAUGAUUUCGUUGUGGACGCGACGCGCAAAGGUAACAAGAUUCGUUUCGCGAACCACUCGAUCAACCCGAACUGCUAUGCCAAGGUAAUGAUGGUGAAUGGCGACCAUCGCAUCGGCAUUUUCGCCAAGCGCGCCAUACAGCCUGGAGAGGAGCUGUUCUUUGAUUACAGAUACGGACCAACCGAGCAACUGAAGUUCGUCGGCAUCGAGAGGGAAAUGGAAUUCUUAUGAGAGCUAUCCAAAUAGCGGCACGGCCAGUCAACUAGUUUGACGGACUCUUAAGCACAUGUUCUACAUAACAUACUUGCUUAUAACCACAGUGCAAAGGUUCAUACAGUUUGACAUCGCGUUAUGUUAGCAAAAAGUAUGAUAUUUUGAGUAGAUCAGUAUAGAGGUUAAUUCUCAGCAAAGUAACAUUGGUAAUUGAUUCUAGACUCGUUAGGCCUUUUGUAUAAGAGAGUCCAUAUAUGUGGCGCAGUUAUUUACUACCAAAUAGCACUCGAAUUAUAGUGUUGUAUUCCAGGUCAUCCUUUUUUACUGUCCAAUAAUGCUAAUACUAGCAUUGUUGUGUGCUCUGAGACCUGCUCUUGUAUAGAUAAAACUAGGUUACUCUGCUGUCUUGCCCUACUAAGACACAAGAUAUCUAUGUAUGUCUGACUGUAUGAAUCUUUAUGGUGUGAUAAUUUGUUACAAUAAUAAUUGUGUAAGUACUGGAAAAUUACUACCUCUAGGAAAAGCAAUAUUUUUGCAACUAAAGCCUUGUGAUUAUGGUUUCACGAUAUUGUGAAUUUACUGCCAAAUGAGUGCCCUUUUGCUUGUAGAAUAAGGUUCAAUGUAAGUUGUAUGUACAGCUUUUAAAAACUUUUUAAAUAAUAAAUUUUGUAAAGUGAA